This is a messenger RNA of Plasmodium coatneyi, 471 nucleotides long. RefSeq names its product SICA antigen. Lineage: Eukaryota; Apicomplexa; Aconoidasida; Haemosporida; Plasmodiidae. The coding region runs from base 1 to 471 and encodes 156 amino acids. The record is from RefSeq and is a predicted model, not a curated record. The transcript has 2 exons.
AUGACUUACUACCUUUGGAAGUAUUUCUUCCUCGGUAAAAGAAGAAAACGUCACAGAAGAGCACAUCAAGUGUCUGCUCCUCCUUCCUUAGGAGAACAAUUCCUUGCUCAUGUGGAAGACCAGGCAGAUGGCCCACAUGAAUAUACCUUAGUAAAAAAACGCAGAAAACCAAGAUCUGCUCCAGUGAGAAGGAGGAAAAGGGAGCGUGCCGCCCGCCGUGUUGGUCACCGCACCAUUAUUGAUAUUCAUUUAGAAGUCUUAGACGAAUGUCAAAAAGGGGACCUGCAUUCGACGAAGGAAGACUUUUUUGAAAUUUUGGUUCGAGAAUUUAUGGAGAGCGAAUUCAUGAAAGAAGAAAUUAUUCCUAUGAAACAUGUUCCAAGUUUAGAUUCCGGGUUUAGGGAGGAAGACUUUGUUUCUAAGGAUGAUGUUUCCAAGAUAGAGGUUCCAAGUUCAGAUUCCGGGGUUUAG